AUAAAACGUGGUGGCACAGCCCGUCUAGGUGACAGGUCGGGUUAUUUAACAGCAGAAUAGCCGCUCAGUAAGCCAGUUUGAGCAUCAUUAGAAUUUUACAGCUUUUGCAACUUUAUUUUGGAGAAGGAGCUUCAUAUUCGUCAUGACAUCCGUGAGCAUGUUUAUUUGGGCAAUGUGGCUGGUUGCUGCAGCUGAUGCAAAGAAGGAGGUAGAGAUUAUUCCAGCAUCGGGAGACACCCAGCUUCACAGCAUCAAGCUGUUUCUGUGCAAAGUGAAGGGGGGUGAAGCUGACAUGAAAUGGCUUGACCCGAACGGAACGGAAAUCGAGGAUGGAGAAGACCAACGAUUCACAGUGGAAAAGAUCGAUGAGACAACUAGUACACUGCUGAUCAAUAGAGCAGAAAAGAACGACAACGGAAUCUAUACGUGUGUGUCCACCUUUGAGGACGGGACAGCAGAAAGAGUCACUGUCAAUAUAAAGGUUGUCCCUCCUCCCACUGCUAGGAUUUCAGAAGAUAGCGUCAACGCGACAGCUGGCUCCACCUCCAGCAUCACCUGUGUGGUGGAGGGGGAUCCGCAACCUCACAUCAACUGGACCAGGAACGGAAGACCUAUUAAAGCGAAACCCGGGCGGUUUGGGUUUAACUCGGACCAGAGCGUUCUGACAAUCUACGCAGUGGAGAAGACGGACGAGGGGCAAUACACCUGCAUAGCCACCAACAAAAUCAACAGCUCCAGUGCCAACGUGACCCUGCACGUGUCAGUGAAACCGGAAGUACAGCUUGAAAGGUCCAAAGAGGCGCGACCCCAGGAAAGUACUUCAAUCACAUGUAAUGCCACAGGAGACCCCCUUCCCACAAUGCACUGGGUCCGGAAGGGCAACAAACUGGUCCCUGAUAGCCGCACCGAAAUCUCCCAGCAGCCCCUCUCGUCCACUCUCACCCUGCAGAAGGUGGAGCCCUCGGACGGGGGCAUCUACACCUGCGUGGCCACUAGCCCGGUCGGGGAGGACAGACAAGACGUCCUUGUACAGACGAUCCCCUUCACCCCAGACAACGUGAGAGCUAAUCCAGGAGCCGCCUCUGUGGAUAUUAUAAUGGAGAUGCCCAAACCGAUCGAAGGAGCCGAGAUCCUCCGAUACAAACUGCAAUGGAGAGAGGAGGGCAGAAGCCAGUGGAGCACAACGACUGUGGAAGCCAACAAUUCCCUAACCAUCGCUGGCCUCCUCUCCGACACAUCAUAUGAGGUGCGAGUCGCUGCCAUUAACAAGAUAGGAGAAGGAGGCUUCUCUGCGCAGAACAAGGUCCGCACCCUGGCAAGCAUGAAACCGGAAGUACAGCUUGAAAGGUCCAAAGAGGCGCGACCCCAGGAAAGUACUUCAAUCACAUGUAAUGCCACAGGAGACCCCCUUCCCACAAUGCACUGGGUCCGGAAGGGCAACAAACUGGUCCCUGAUAGCCGCACCGAAAUCUCCCAGCAGCCCCUCUCGUCCACUCUCACCCUGCAGAAGGUGGAGCCCUCGGACGGGGGCAUCUACACCUGCGUGGCCACUAGCCCGGUCGGGGAGGACAGACAAGACGUCAUUGUACAGACGAUCCCCUUCACCCCAGACAACGUGAGAGCUAAUCCAGGAGCCGCCUCUGUGGAUAUUAUAAUGGAGAUGCCCAAACCGAUCGAAGGAGCCGAGAUCCUCCGAUACAAACUGCAAUGGAGAGAGGAGGGCAGAAGCCAGUGGAGCACAACGACUGUGGAAGCCAACAAUUCCCUAACCAUCGCUGGCCUCCUCUCCGACACAUCAUAUGAGGUGCGAGUCGCUGCCAUUAACAAGAUAGGAGAAGGAGGCUUCUCUGCGCAGAACAAGGUCCGCACCCUGGCAAGCAUCGCGCUGUCCGUGUCUGAGAAGCCGGGCGUCGGCACUGGCGGAAUUGUGGGCAUCGUCAUGGUGAUCUUCCUGGUGCUGCUCGUCGCCGUGGAUACCACCUGCUACUUCACCAAUCACUGCGGCCUGAUGAUGUGCAUCGCGGUCAACCUGCUGGGCAAGAGGCCACCGGGGGCCAAGGGACUGGACGAGGAGGAGAGGAACGUGUCCACAGUCGACGUGGGACUGAAAGGGUUAAGUGCGUCGCAGGGGGGCGCCCCGAAUCAACCGAACGGGGUUCUGAGCGAGGUGACGUGUGACAAAGCGCCCCUCACCGGAUUUGAGUAGGAAAUGUUCGCAGUAAGAGGACCCUACACUUGAGUCUGCUAGACCAGGACACAGAGCGCCGAUGGGAGUCACAGUUUUUGGGACCGAAGUUUUUCAAGACAGUUUUAAUUACACAGCGAAUCUCACAAGCCCGCACUGAAUAUCACUGUUGAAAACACACACACGAAUCCAUUAUAACAGCUCGCUUAACAACAGCAUUGUUCUCAGAGGAAGAAAGAAAGCGCUCACGGCACAGUUAUAAAACCCAGGAUUUCGAUCAGCCUUUCUUUCAAUUCCAGAUCUGGUAUUGAAUUUUAGAAUGCGUUAGAAAAUCGAUUCUAUGUCAGGUAUAAGAGAUCAGCCUUCGUUAAGUAUUUGUAAAAACAAAAA
Molecule: messenger RNA, 2575 nt
Organism: Acipenser ruthenus (sterlet)
Lineage: Eukaryota; Metazoa; Chordata; Actinopteri; Acipenseriformes; Acipenseridae
Product: neural cell adhesion molecule 1-like
Exons: 16
Coding region: 143-2206 (687 amino acids)
Biological process (GO): cell-cell adhesion
Molecular function (GO): protein binding
Source: RefSeq, a predicted model, not a curated record